AUGUGCUGCCUAUGCCAGAUUGUCCAGGCGGCCAUCGUCUCGGUGUCAAUGGACUUGCAGUCGACACUGGGAGCUCAAUCCUGUCAUUAUUCGGCUGGACGCGAUGGUGUUAUUUGCGCCUGGGAUUUAAACCUUGAUCUCAAAUCGAGCGGUGGUUUUAACCCCUCUUCUUCCGCCUCGUCAGGCACUACAUCCACUAAUUUAGUUUCCGAUUCGAGUACAAAGACUAUACCAGCAACGACUUUCCGCCGCCAGGUUCAGGCACAUACACAUUGGGUAAAUGAUAUUCUCCUUGCGCAAGGCAACUCGGCGCUCGUUUCUGCAUCAUCAGAUACGACUGUUAGAGUAUGGCGGCCAGAAUCUCAAGACAUGCGGCUACCGCCUUCGAUUGGCAAGCAUGGGGACUAUGUAAAAUGUCUAGCAACACCAAAGCCGCACUCUGAAUGGGUUGCAUCUGGUGGUUUGGAUCACAAAAUAUAUCUCUGGGAUUUGAACGGAGCAGGAGAAAGGUUAAAAAUUGAUUUAUCUGAAGAUGAACUUGCGACUAAAGGCUCCGUAUAUGCGCUGAGCACAAGGGGCUCGAUAUUAGCAAGUGGAGGGCCGGAGUGCGUCGUUCGUGUGUGGGACCACAGGUCAGGGAAAUUGAUCACGAAAUUUGUUGGCCACACAGAUAAUGUGCGAGACAUACUUAUCAAUCAGGAUGGAGAUACAAUCAUGACUGCAUCCUCCGACCAGACCGUCAAAAUAUGGUCCAUGACGGCUGGACGAUGCAUGCAUACUUUGACCAUGCAUAAUGAUAGUGUUUGGUCACUUCAUUCCGACCACCCUCACCUCUCCGUAUUCUACUCCAGCGACAGAUCAGGUUUUGUUGCCAAAACGGAUUCUCGAAGGGCUACGGAUUUUGACCAGGGGAUCUGCGUGGCCGCGCUUCAGGAAAAUGACGGAGUCGUGAAGGUCGUUGCUGCUGGUGACUAUAUCUGGACUGCGACGCCAAAAUCCAGCAUUAACCGAUGGAAUGAUGUUGACACAACUGCAGAAGUUGAUUUGCCACUUCCAUCACAACAUCGACAUACUUCUAGCGCUAUCUCGCAUCAAAGCAUGGGCACUACCCAACCUUCAUCUGAAGUUUCGGAAUCUGUUUCUUCAGCACGGAGACUUCCUCGCAGCUCCAUUCUACAGUUAUCAAACGCGGCCGCUCCCAUGGGGGGACGUAUGACCCAUGAAAUGUUGCUUGAUGAUGAUCUGGAGUUGGUAGUGCCCCUUCAAUCGCUUCCUGAAGAGACGAUAGUGGGACAAAACGGCUUAAUUAAACAUGUCCUCCUCAAGGAUAGGAAGCGCGCUCUUACCCAGGACACGGCAGGGGAGGUAGUCCUCUGGGAUCUCCUUAAGUGUAUUCCUAUUCGGUCCUUUGGGAAGCGUCACCUGGAUGAUGUCACAUCUGAAGUCAAUACGAUAGACACGAUAGCGAACUGGUGCACGUUGGAUACGCGGACGGGGAGACUAUCAGUGAUCCUAGAAGCUAACCGUUGUUUCGAUGGUGAAAUCUAUGCGGAUGAGGCAGGUCUUGACGACUUGAGCCUAUUUAGGGAAGACCAGAGAAUUAAUCUUGGCAAGUGGAUUCUUCGUUAUUUAUUCGCCAGCCUUAUUGAAGAAGAAAUAAAGCAAGAUGCGGCAUUUCGACAGACUCUUGAAGAAAAAGCGAGAGGAACACAAGGGAUUUCUCGACAGAAUGCCCCGGGUUCAAUAGAAAUUCCCACAGUAGUUGCCCAAAACGUAGCCGAAGCUGGUCCCUCCAGUACAAUGCGUACAAGUAGUGGAAUGCAUCAUCCUGCCACACCUGGACUUUCCAUUGGAUUUGUCACUCCUGGAGCGCAAUCCUCCUUUUCUGAUAAUUUAGGGAAUCCGUCAACGUCAGCGCCCGGGAUCCAUGGGCCUGGUAAGGACCAAUUUGACUAUUUUGCCUCCGCCACCAAUACGCACACAAUUGACUCUCCAGAUACAAACCCAAAGUCUCCGGGUCCAGCUGAGGAUGAAUCACAAUCACAGCUCGAAUCUUCGCCAGCCGAUAUGGAGAAGGAGGAUAAACCUGGCAAACGAAGUGGAUCGCGUUUCGGUAAAAAGUUCCAAAUGUCCUUUCCCAAAAAGCUGGGAAGAACUUCCACCGAGACGAAGCCAAUCAUCGAAGAGAAGAUCGAAGAGGAGUCUGAUGACAAGUCAUCUGAAAAAGAAAAAGUGUAUGAAGAAAACCUAGGCGGGGUUAUUCAAAAGAUGAGAUCAGAAUACGAAGACACGUUGAACGAACACCCGGGCCAACCUUUGCCUUCUAGCAUCACCCCAAGCAAAGAAAAUGAGACACCAGCCUUAUCACUGCCACCAAAUACAGCAAUUCUGAUACAAGAGGAACACCCCGAAUCGGCCGUUCCAGCAGAUCUCUAUCUAGGGACCGUCGGGACUGUAGGGGCUGAUGCCGAUAAGCUUGAGAAAUCCAUCCCGAAAUGGCUCGGCGAAUUCCUUUUACGAAACAUUAUACCCUUCAAAGAGGUAACCAAAGUCGCAUUUGCGUUGAAACCAUAUAAAGAUCUACUCCCUCCGGUCGUAAAGCUUGAUACCCUCUCAACAAAUAACAAUCCCUCCCGCUUGAACGCCAAUCGGAUGCUCCGCGCAAAAAAGAUCCUCGCAUACGUCGCUGAACGCAUCGACCCUCAAAACCCUGACGAGCCCGAUGCAAAUCCUCUGAAGCCAGAAGAAUAUUUGGAACUAUACUGCCAAAAUACUACCAAAUGCUCCCCUCCCCUACGCCUCUCCGGUUCGAGGUGA
Histoplasma mississippiense is the source of this 2817-nucleotide messenger RNA. RefSeq lists its product as hypothetical. Gene Ontology annotation, biological process: protein deubiquitination; double-strand break repair via homologous recombination. The record is from RefSeq and is a predicted model, not a curated record. The coding region runs from base 1 to 2817 and encodes 938 amino acids. Gene Ontology annotation, molecular function: ubiquitin binding. Lineage: Eukaryota; Fungi; Ascomycota; Eurotiomycetes; Onygenales; Ajellomycetaceae. The transcript is spliced from 8 exons.